Messenger RNA from Drosophila arizonae, 1300 nucleotides. RefSeq lists its product as uncharacterized. The record is from RefSeq and is a predicted model, not a curated record. NCBI's taxonomy places the organism in Eukaryota, Metazoa, Arthropoda, Insecta, Diptera, Drosophilidae.
UGGCUAAGUCAAAACGUUUAUACAUAUAUUAAAUCAUGGCUCACUGUACCGUUAAAUUGGAUCCGCCACUGUUUGUGCCCUGCGAUCUAGAGGAGUUUCGCGAUCCCAACAAGAAGACAGCAGCGGCCUCUGCCUGCGAGGAGGUGGAGAAGCUCAGCGCCCAGGAUGAGAUCAGUGUAUCGAGUAUUAUAUCGGCAUUGAUACGACCUAUCGAACCAUCCGACGAUCAGUACAAGGUCUGCGAUUGGCAAAUCGAUCCCAAGAAGUUUCUGCCAGUCAAAAAUUCGGUGAUCUUCAAGGAAACGCUCUUCAUCUCGAAGCUGCGCAAUAGCAACUGCAAACUGAGCGAGAAUUUGAAGAUAUUUUUCGAGCGUGAAUUGCUGACGAUCGGCAAGUUCUGCCUAAAUGUGGAGGAGGCGUUCGAUGGCUAUGUGGUCUAUAGCAGCAGCCGGAUGAAGAAGGGCAAAGGCAUCGCCGAGUGCGGGCAUCAGCUGAAGGGCAAAUACGACGAUCAGUUUCUGCUGAUCUGUGAGAAACGCUCGGAGACGGAUCGCAUCGAUCAUGCGGUCGUGGAGAAGACGCUCGAGGUGCGCAAUCAUGCUGACCUAUAUCUGACGGCCAUACGCGAAACGAAGAUCAACGAGGAGUCGCAGAAGUUCAAGGCGACGAUCGACAUCAAGGAUCGGGAUCACACCUUCGUCCUUGACGGCGGCAUUCAGCUGCUCAUGCGCCAUCUCGUUUGCAAUAAUUUCGUCGGCACCUUCGAGUACUACACGAUGAAUCUGUACGGCCGUGUGCUACGCUGCAAUCUGGUCGUGCACAAGGAACGCAAGAUCGUCCGGAUCUUCUAUCGCACCUACAAGAACGCCAUUCACAUCAUAACGCAGCAGUGCUUCAACGACGAGCUGCAGGACGUCGCCGAGACCUUUAUGACGCCCGAGGGCCGCAUCAUUCUGCACUACUGGCAGGGCUACAACUACCUGCUGCACGCCGUCUGCGCGCCGCCCAAGAAGAAGGAGCUCAUCCUGCCCAAGCUGGAGCUAAUGUGGCGACAGGAUCCCGUCCUCUCACGCAAAUUCCGCGAGCUGAAGGCUCUGAACUAUGAGAACACGACAAAGUACCUGGAAUCGAACUCGGAGUUGGCUGACUUCAUGCAGGACUAUGUCCUCAAUGUGCUGCGCUAUAAGCCCUCCAAUGUCCUCGAGUUCUCCAUUAUGUUCUUCCAGAAUAUGGCGAACAACUAAAGUCUAUGCUGGCGCAAUGAAACUAAAUGUAAAUGUAAGAAAUGUCAAAUUUGUGA